Stylophora pistillata is the source of this 2956-nucleotide messenger RNA. Its product is annotated as glutamate receptor 3-like. Gene Ontology annotation, biological process: monoatomic ion transport. Lineage: Eukaryota; Metazoa; Cnidaria; Anthozoa; Scleractinia; Pocilloporidae. Gene Ontology annotation, cellular component: membrane. Gene Ontology annotation, molecular function: signaling receptor activity; ligand-gated monoatomic ion channel activity. The record is from RefSeq and is a predicted model, not a curated record.
AAGACACAAACCUUUUUCUCUACGUUGUUUUUAAUUGUUUCAAUCCUACAGAGGAUUGCUGCGACCAAUAGGAUCGUGACUUGUGGAUUUAUUAAUGGACAAACUGACGAGUUUCAUGUAUUAAACUCAGUCUUCAGUUAUUUCUCCGGCUUCAAAAAUGUUUCAGUGGUUUUGAAAGAAUUCAAUAUUUCAGAAGCUGCAGAACUAUUUGGUGAAGGUAGGGUGACUCCAUAUUUUAUCAUGUCCGGAUUUUUAUGUUGUUGAGAAGUUUUGCAGCCAAUUUAUUCAAGCUUCUUUUUCUACCACGAUUAUUUCAGCAUCAAAGGUCAUCACACUUAUCGAGGGUGGUGUAGCAACCACUUCCGCUUGUGCACUCUCUACAAUGACUGGCAUUCCUGUCAUCCGUCUCUAUGGUAAUAUUUCACCCCUGGACCAAUGUGAAAAAGAAAUCCGCAUGUCAGCAGGAUACAGAGAUUAUGCCCAAGCCACACUUGACAUACUGAAAAAGUACGGGUGGAAAAACAUUGUUCUUGUUUAUGAAGAGCGUCGAGUGCACGAGGCUGGACAUUUUCUAACUAAAUCACGGAAAUUACCGCUGAUCGUUAAUCUAGUUCAGCUUUCUGGGCGCGACAAAAACGAAAAACCGACUGAACCAGCCCACAGAGUAAUAGAACAAGUACGGAAGUUUGAUGCCCAAGUUAUUGUACUCUACUUGGAAAACAAAAACAUCGAGCUAUUACUGCAACAGGUAAGAAUUAGGUCUUUGUUGUCUUUUAAGUCUACAUUGCUUCACCAACGCAAAUUCCAUAAUAGCUCAUUUGAAUCUGUGUCUUAUCCUGUGACAGAGGCCUUGUCAGCACGAAAAGACAUAUGUAUGGAUCAUUCAAGGACAGGUUUGACUUUGGAACUUGCUAAAAGCAUUUCAAAAGUAAAGAAAGAAUUGCUAUUUUAAUUUACAAUUGGUAAUAUAGAUAAUCCAGGUUCUCUUGCCAAUCAUAUUCCAAGGCUGCAGCCUACCGCAGGUAGAAAUGUCAACUAUGGAAUUCACCCGGAUUAAUUUUCCACUAAAUUUAGAAACUGCAUGGAACAAUUCAGCUUUUAUCAGCGAGCUACUUAGUAUUCAGUAUUUUAUUCGUUACAUUGAAAGGUGCCCUUGAAUUUCACUUGGUAUCAAAAUGUGGUGAUAGCUUUAAAGUUGCCGCAUGCCGAGACUUCACUCGUUGAUGAAAUAAAACAUGCUGUUGGACAUAACUUUACAGGAUUCAUCAACGAGGAACUAGUUGCUGUUAGUCAUGAUGCCGUCCAAAUCAUCCAGGAAGCAGCGAAUACCGAACCUUGUUCGUCGAUUAAUGGUUCUGAUAUUCGUCUCGAAGAUAGGAACACAAUGUUGACAUGCAUGAGAAAGGUUAUCCUCCAUGGUAUGACUGGACUUCUCCAAUUUAGCGAGCAAGGGGAUCGAAAAAUAAUUGAACUAGAAAUUUUAAAUCUUAGAAACAAUUGCUAUUGGAAGGUUGGUACGUGGAAUUCAACCAAAGGUGCCGUUAUGACUGGAAAUAUCAAACGAAACAUGGAUAGCCCGUUAUCAAAAACAACUCUGGAGGGAAGAAAGCUUCGAAUCGUUGUUUUAUUGGAAAGUCCCUACGUUAUGAAAAGGAAAAAGAACGAUGGCGAGCUAUUCUAUGAAGGAUACUGCAUUGACUUGCUGAAUGAGCUUGCAAGAAAUCUCAAAUUUACUUAUGAGAUCUACACCUCUCCUGACGGCAAAUAUGGCGCUGAAAUGGAAGACGGAACUUGGAAUGGGGCUAUUGGUGAGAUUAUAAAUGAGCGAGCGGAUAUGGCCCUUGCCUCCCUCACAGUUACAGAAAGGCGAGAGGAGGUUGUGGAUUUCAGCGUUCCCUUUAUGCACCUCACCUCAGAUAUAUUAUUGAAGAAGGCAUCGUCCAGAGAAAAAUAUGAGCUUCUGCAGUUUAUGGAUCCGUUUGAUAAUCAAGUCUGGUUCGCUAAUUUGGCCACCCUGGUGAUCAGCUCUAUUGCUGUCUUUGUAAUAAACUAAUACAGUCCUUAUGGAUACAAAGAUGAUAAUGGCAGAGGGACAUCGAAGGAGUUUAGCUUUUUCAACAGUGUGUGGUUUGCUUUAGCUUGUAUGCUACAACAAGGAGGAGAUAAUACACCAAAAAGCCUCUCAGGUCGUAUACUUACUGGUUGCUAUUGGUUCUGCAUACUGAUCUGUAUCUCAACAUAUACUGCUAAUCUGGCAGCAUUUUUCACGGUGAAGAACGCGGUGCAUCCUAUUCAAAACCUGGGAGAGCUCACAGAAUCAUCUUACUCCAUAGCAGUGCUCAACUCAUCCAGUAUGUCAGAGUUUUUCAAGGCUAGUGACUACGAAGCAUACAAAAAGAUAUGGCGUAAAAUUGAAGGAGAUGACACACUGGUUAAAACCGUUGCACAAGGUGUUCAAUGGGUGAGAGAAAAAGAACAUUUCGCGCUUAUAACUGACGGUCCUUCCCUCAGAAAGAUUGUCAGCAAGCCACCUUGUGACUUGGAAGUAGUGCCAGGUUUAAGCACAGCUAAAGGAUUCGCCUUAGCCUUCCACGCGAACGAUCCCCACGUGAAUAACUUCAGUCUGACCAUUUUGCGUUUACACGAAAACGAUUUUCUCGCCAGCUUGGAACGGAAAUGGUGGGAAAGCGAAAAUAGCUGUUCAGUGAAAGAAGAAACAUCAUUAUCUCGCAAGCAAAUUGGUCUAAAUAGUAUGUUGGGUGUGUACUUGGUCCUGUUCGUUGGAAUGGUGAUUGCUUUCUUCACCUUGCUUACCGAAAUUUACUGGAAAAGAAGAGCUAAACAAGGGCACAGCUUCGUUCCGUGAAAAUUCGGCGCUCAAGACGUGCUCGACUGACUAUUUUGUGUCAAAGUAUUCGAUUACAAACUAAGUAAAAUGAGAGUCGAUGGUUGUAUC